AUGGAUGCUUCUCAAGAACUUCACCUUCCAAACUACAUGAAAGACGACAAGGUUAGCCAAGAAACCAAGAAUUUGAUCUCUUCUCUUCCUUCAGACAAAUAUUUCAUGGGUUACAGUCUCUACAACUACAAAGGUUGUUGGUACUAUCCUAACACACUCCAAGCCGUUCUUGACGUCCAAAAACAUUUCCGGCCACGAAGACAUAAUCCCCAAAGGUAG
This is a messenger RNA of Thlaspi arvense, 219 nucleotides long. The record is from the annotation of a GenBank genome assembly. NCBI's taxonomy places the organism in Eukaryota, Viridiplantae, Streptophyta, Magnoliopsida, Brassicales, Brassicaceae.